Messenger RNA from Protopolystoma xenopodis, 546 nucleotides. The record is from the annotation of a GenBank genome assembly. NCBI's taxonomy places the organism in Eukaryota, Metazoa, Platyhelminthes, Monogenea, Polystomatidea, Polystomatidae.
ACGCGUUUUAAGAUGGCCAAUAAACGUCUACCAGCCGAUAUACACAGCAUGCCUCGGUACAAAAUCGUAGUUCUUGGAGAUGGUGGUGUUGGAAAGUCUGCAUUAACCAUUCAGUACUUUCAACAUAUGUUCUUGGAGGAUCACGACCCAACUAUUGAGGAUUCCUAUAUACAAAAUGAAGAGAUUGACAAUGAAUGGUGUAUACUUGAUGUCUUGGAUACGGCCGGCCAAGAUGAAUUCAGCGCCAUGCGGGAACAAUAUAUGCGAAAGGGCCUUGGAUUCAUAUUUGUUUACUCUGUUACCGACCCUCACAGUUUUAAGCAAGUUGAACGCUUUCACACUCAAGUACUUCAAUCUAAAGACACUGAAUUUUAUCCAAUGAUGCUAGCCGCGAACAAGAUUGAUUUGAUCCAGCACCGGCAAGUCUCUGAAGAGGACGGCAGGCGCCUUGCUGAUCAGCUUAAGGUAUACCUGGACCUUUCAGAAUAUAUUUUAUUAUUUUUAUCAAUUCCAUUUUUUGACCUAAAGUUACAUGUGAAUUUGUAA